AUGGUACUAAUCCAAGAAGAAAUGGAUCCGGCUUAUGUUCAAUUAUCUGAUACAGAAAACGAGGAAAUUGAUGCUACCGCGACAGCAGAAGAUGAAACUAUAAAUUAUGAAGAUCUGAAGAAGCGCAUAUGGAAAGACCGUAUCCUUCUCCAGAAGAUGAAGGAGAAACUUAACAUAGACGAAUCUGAAAACAAAGAAGCCAAACAAGAAGCGUCCAGGAAGAAAAAGAUGUCUAGAGCACAACACUCUAUCCUCAAAUACAUGGUCAAGAUCAUGGAGGUUUGCAAAGCUCGUGGAUUUGUCUAUGGCAUCAUUUCCGAAAAAGGUAAACCAGUUACUGGCAGCUCGGAUAGUUUGCGAGAAUGGUGGAAAGAAGAUAUCAGAUUUGACCAAACUGCUCCUACAGCAAUUGCAAAGUAUUUACCGUUACUUGAAAAAGGAGAGUUAGAUAAGUCGUCAAGCAUACACCUUCUCCAAGAUCUUCAAGACACAACACUAGGAUCUCUUCUUUCAUCACUGAUGCAACACUGUGUGCCGCCACAAAGAAGGUACCCUUUGGAUAGAGGCGUGGCCCCGCCGUGGUGGCCUAAUGGGUCAGAGGCAUGGUGGGGUGAACAGGGCUUUUUGGCUCAAAAACACGGACCACCACCAUACAAGAAACCCCAUGAUUUGAAGAAAGCAUGGAAGGUUUCGGUUUUGGCUUCGGUUAUAAAGCACAUGUCUCCUGACUUAGAGAAAUUGAGAAGGCUUGUGACUCAAUCAAGGACUUUGCAAGAUAGGAUGACUGCCAAAGACAGUGCUACUUGGUCCAAAGUUGUGAACAAAGAAGAAGCUUUGUUGAGACUUACAAACAAGUGUCUUAAGAUUUCCCCUUCGUCCAGCGACGAGGAGAACAAUAAGGAAGACAAUGAAGGAGAAAUCGAAGUCUUUGACUUUGUGGAUAAACUACUGUAUACAUGUCAGAACGUAGAUUGUCCACAAAGCGAUUUGUCUAUGGGAUUUAAAGACAAGAAUUCAAGGAUGAACCACGAGUCUAUGUGCGGUUUUCGCGGUGCUACUCUCAAUCAUCAGGGAAGUAACAGCAGCAAUGAAAAUUCAAAGGCUUUUCAUGAUUAUCUGUCGAGCGAGGAGAGGAUGAUAAGUGUUGGAAAUUGGAUGAAUAUGGAGGUAGCUAAGGCCAAUGACAACAAUAACGAUAAUAAUAAAUUUGGUGAAACUGAUUUUGGUGAUGUUGAUAUUAUGAAUGGGAUGGAAGAGAUUGCAGGUGAAGCUUUUGGUGAAGACAAUUUAGGGUUAUGGCUGAAUGACAUUGAAGGUUGUGAGUUGCUUGCGGCAUUGGAGAUGGUUAAAGCAAAUAGCGUGAUAGAUUCUACUCAUCCGAAUAAUAACACACUGAUAAUGAUAGGCGAGUUUAAUACUAUUGAAUAUGAGAUUGCGAAUGAGAUUGAAUACAAGAUUGAGAAUGAGAUCGAUGAUGAGAUUGAUUAUGAUUAUGAAAUGAUAUUGAAUAUGAUUCUGAUUGUGAUACAUCUGCCUGGGUAG
Messenger RNA from Arachis stenosperma, 1542 nucleotides. RefSeq names its product putative ETHYLENE INSENSITIVE 3-like 4 protein. Gene Ontology annotation, molecular function: DNA binding; DNA-binding transcription factor activity. The transcript has 4 exons. NCBI's taxonomy places the organism in Eukaryota, Viridiplantae, Streptophyta, Magnoliopsida, Fabales, Fabaceae. The record is from RefSeq and is a predicted model, not a curated record. Gene Ontology annotation, cellular component: nucleus. Bases 1 to 1542 code for a protein of 513 amino acids.